UGGAGUUCACUUGAAACUCUCUAUGUUCUGUCUUUGACAUAGAAGCAUAUAUUAUAUAUAUAUAUAUAUCAGAGCAAGUUCCUCAACCCAACCAAAAAAACUAAAACCUCAAAAGCUUUUUAACAAUUAUCUUCUUUUUGUGUGUACUUAAUCUUCUUCGCUUGGAACUUGCUAUGGAGAAGAAUACAAAUACGAACCAUACAAGUGAUGAUAAUAAUGAUAAGAAUCACACUAACGAAGAGCAGGAGAAGAUCAUCUUAAACCCUAAUUUUGAGGAUGGCCUAAACAACUGGACUGGAAGAGCGUGCAAGAUUGUCUUACACGAAUCCAUGGACAGUGGGAAGAUCGUACCGCUCUCGGGAAAAGUUUUCGCAGCAGCAACGCAGCGUAAAGACACAUGGAAUGGGAUUCAACAAGAGAUUUCAGGAAGAUUCAGGAGGAAGCGUGUGUAUGAAGUAACAGCGGUAGUUCGAAUAUUUGGCAACAAUGUCACAAGUGCAACAGUACAAGCGACUCUCUGGGUCUUAAACGCAAACAAACGUGAACAAUACAUAGUCAUUGCCAAUGUUCAAGCAACAGAUAAGAACUGGGUGGAGUUGAAGGGUAAAUUUGUAAUCCAUGGUUCGCCAUCGAGAGUAAUACUAUACCUUGAAGGUCCACCUCCACGAGCUGACAUUCUUCUCAACAGUUUAGUUGUUCAACAUGCUAAAAGGAAUCGUCCAUCGCCUCCUCCUUUCUACGAGAAUCCUGGUUUCGGAGUCAAUAUAGUCGAAAACAGUGAAGUUUUAGAUGGGGGAACUAAACCAUGGUUCACUCUAGGGAACUGCAAGUUGAGUGUUGGACAAGGCGCUCCGCGCACUCUGCCUCCAAUGGCGAGAGACACGCUAGGUCCUCACAAACCUCUAGGUGGAAACUACAUCGUUGUGACUAACAGAACGCAGACUUGGAUGGGUCCUGCUCAGAUGAUAACCGAUAAAAUCAAACUCUUCUUGACAUAUCAAAUCUCAGCUUGGGUCAAGCUUGGUGUGGGAGUAAGUGGUAGUAGUAUGAGUCCUCAGAAUGUGAACAUUGCACUUAGCGUCGAUAACCAAUGGGUCAACGGAGGACAAGUCGAGGUCACAGUUGGUGAUACAUGGCAUGAAAUAGCCGGAUCUUUUAGGCUAGAGAAACAGCCACAAAACGUUAUGGUUUACGUUCAAGGUCCUGGAGCUGGCAUUGAUUUGAUGAUCGCGGCUCUGCAGAUUUUCCCCGUGGAUCGUCGAGAACGUGUCAGAUGUCUCAAAAGACAAGUUGAUGAGGUACGUAAGCGCGACAUCGUGUUGAAAUUCUCAGGACUAAACGACGACGAAUCCUUUGAUUUGUUUCCUUACAUAGUGAAAGUGAAACAAACAUACAACAGUUUCCCAGUAGGAACAUGCAUCAACAGAACAGACAUAGACAAUGAAGACUUUGUAGAUUUCUUCACAAAGAACUUUAACUGGGCAGUGUUCGGAAACGAGCUCAAAUGGUACGCGACAGAAGCGGAACGUGGAAAGGUAAAUUACCAAGACGCAGACGACAUGUUAGAUCUCUGCAUUGGCAACAACAUAAACGUUAGAGGACAUUGUAUCUUCUGGGAAGUUGAAUCCACAGUUCAGCCAUGGGUUCGCCAGCUUAACAAAACCGAUCUUAUGAACGCGGUACAAAAGCGUCUCACGGAUCUUUUGACGCGGUACAAAGGUAAAUUCAAGCACUAUGAUGUCAACAACGAGAUGCUUCAUGGUUCUUUCUAUCAAGAUAGACUUGGAAAAGGUGUAAGAGCACUCAUGUUCAAUAUUGCACAUAAGCUUGAUCCAUCUCCUUUGCUUUUCGUUAACGAUUAUCAUGUUGAGGACGGGGAUGACCCGCGUUCGUCUCCCGAGAAGUAUAUAAAACUUGUACUUGAUUUGGAAGCUCAAGGAGCAACUGUAGGAGGGAUUGGGAUCCAAGGACAUAUAGAUAGUCCUGUUGGAGCUAUUGUUUGUUCUGCUCUUGAUAUGCUCUCUGUUCUUGGUCGUCCCAUUUGGUUCACAGAGCUUGAUGUCUCUUCGAGUAAUGAAUAUGUUAGGGGAGAGGAUCUUGAAGUUAUGUUGUGGGAAGCAUUUGCUCACCCUUCAGUUGAAGGAAUAAUGUUAUGGGGGUUCUGGGAGCUAUCUAUGAGUAGAGAGAACGCGAAUCUGGUGGAGGGAGAAGGAGAAGUAAACGAAGCCGGAAAAAGAUUUUUAGAGGUGAAACAAGAAUGGUUAUCUCAUGCAUAUGGGAUCAUCAAUGAUGAGUCAGAGUUCACAUUCAGAGGCUACCAUGGGACUUAUGCCGUCGAAAUUUGUACUCCAGCUGGGAUUGUUCUCAAAACGUUCGUUGUCGAAAAAGGAGACACUCCACUUGUUAUCUCCAUUGAUCUCUCUUCUUUGUGAUGUUUGUGUAUCCUUUCCUUUUUCAUUUAAUAUUUGGGUGGUGAUUUGUUUUUUGUGGAGCAUGUAACAUAUGUACACAAAGUUAUGUUAUGUCUUUGUUUUUGAUUGUUUAAUACAAUUGCAAUAAAAACUUGUGAAUAUGAUUGUUAAUUGUUAUAAAAAAAAAUUGUUUGGUGUA
This is a messenger RNA of Arabidopsis thaliana (thale cress), 2610 nucleotides long. Its product is annotated as glycosyl hydrolase family 10 protein / carbohydrate-binding domain-containing protein. Lineage: Eukaryota; Viridiplantae; Streptophyta; Magnoliopsida; Brassicales; Brassicaceae. The record is from RefSeq and is marked reviewed. Gene Ontology annotation, biological process: carbohydrate metabolic process; xylan catabolic process. Gene Ontology annotation, molecular function: hydrolase activity, hydrolyzing O-glycosyl compounds; endo-1,4-beta-xylanase activity; hydrolase activity, acting on glycosyl bonds. The transcript is spliced from 6 exons. The coding region runs from base 174 to 2432 and encodes 752 amino acids.